This is a messenger RNA of Paramormyrops kingsleyae, 3369 nucleotides long. RefSeq names its product ecto-NOX disulfide-thiol exchanger 1 (gene enox1). The record is from RefSeq and is a predicted model, not a curated record. Gene Ontology annotation, biological process: ultradian rhythm. Gene Ontology annotation, cellular component: external side of plasma membrane; plasma membrane. Lineage: Eukaryota; Metazoa; Chordata; Actinopteri; Osteoglossiformes; Mormyridae. Gene Ontology annotation, molecular function: NADH dehydrogenase activity; RNA binding; protein disulfide isomerase activity.
AAAAUACAAUGUGCUCAGGAAAAAAUCAGAACCAUAUCCAGCAAUUAUAUAAUAUCCAGCAAUUAAAUCAAACUCGCAGUUGAACGUUGUGCAGCUUUCAGUCAGCUAUGGGAUCCAAGGUACGGUUAAAUUCAUCCAUUGACAAAAUGUCUCCAGUGAUGGAACGGCUACCAAAAAUACAACCCUGUGGUUGUAUUUGUUAAGUUGGGCGGAUACUGUUAAGAUGCAGUGACGUGUGCAACCCGGCUUCCCCGUCAGUAAAGGUUUGAAUGCAUUCUGCAGCCAGGGUCUGCGAAGGACACAUCGCGCGCGGCGCUCAGCACCUGGAAUGCCCUGGGUCCGCGUGUCAGUGUCGCGCGCGGCGGUGCGUGUGGCGCGCGCCGCGCUCGCUCAGAGGCUGGCGGAAUGAGCGGCCGCUCGUGAGAUCCUCGGCGCUGAAGAGCGACGCUUUACCUUUAACGGCAAUCGGGCUCCGCUGCUCCCACACCUCGGUUUAACUCCGAGGGAGGAUACAUCGUGUUAACACCGGAGAAACGGGAACCAUUCGUCGGGGCGGGGGAACCUGGAAAACUUCGGUGUAUUUUAUUACGGUGUGCCUAAGUGACGAUGGCACCAUUCCUCUGAGAGCACAUCAUUCCCACCUCGUCACCUGUCUCCUGUUGUCCUGUGACAGCUGCGGGCUCUGAUGCAAACACCCGGAGGUGGCAGGAGGAGGAACGCAUGAGACCGGCCAUGUCCAGCGGAUGCUUGAAUUCAAAUGAAGCUGACUUACUGUUGCCCGAGAACAACAGUAUAUGGAGUCAUAUUGUCCUGAACGUCCCAAAAUUAACCAUAUUUCUGAAAGCUGCGGACGGGAUGGGCAGUCUGGGAGCCGAGCAGGCCCAUGUCGCCGUGCCUGUAGCAGACCCUGGCGCCUGGGCUACGGCCAUGAGCAAUCUGGGCAUCGUGCCGAUGGGCGUGGCCGGGCAGCCACUGGUUUCAGAUUCCAUCUGCAUCCAGAGCUUUGACCCCAGCAUGAGUAUUAUUGCCCCCAUCAACCCAAUGUUGGCGGGCAUCAGCCUGGUUCCGCCCCCACCAGUCCCAGCCGAGAUGCCCGUUGUCAAGGAGAUAAUCCACUGUAAGAGCUGCACGCUCUUCCCACAGAACCCCAAUCUCCCCCCUCCGUCCACCAGGGAGCGCCCCCCAGGAUGCAAGACCGUGUUUGUCGGGGGGCUCCCCGAGAACGCCAGCGAAGAGAUCAUACGCGAGGUUUUCGAUCAGUGCGGCGAGAUCAUCGCCGUACGCAAGAGCAAGAAGAACUUCUGCCACAUUCGCUUUGCGGAGGAGUUCAUGGUGGACAAGGCCCUGUACCUGUCCGGGUACCGGAUGCGCAUCGGGUCCAGCACGGACAAGAAGGACUCGGGCCGCAUACACGUGGAUUUUGCACAGGCGCGCGACGACCUGUACGAGUGGGAGUGUAAGCAGAGACUGCUGGCUCGUGAGGAACGCCACCGCCGCAGGGUACAGGAGGAGCGACUGCGGCCACCCUCGCCCCCUCCCAUAAUGCACUACUCAGACCACGAAGCGGCCCUGCUGGCGGAGAAGCUGAAAGAUGACAACAAGUUCAGCGAGGCCUCCACGGUGUUGCUGACCUGGAUCGAACGCGGCGAGGUCAGCCGCCGCUCGGCCAACCAGUUCUACUCCAUGAUCCAGUCGGCGAACAGCCACGUGCGGCGGCUGCUGGGCGAGAAGGCGCAGCGCGAGGAGGAGAUGGAGGAGGCGCGCGAGCGAUUCAGGAGCGCCCUGCUCUCCAUCCUGGCGCAAUUUGAGCAGAUCGCGGCCGUUUUCACCGCUGCUACCAGGCAAAAGGCAUGGGACCAUUUCUCAAAAGCACAGCGCAAGAACAUAGACAUUUGGCGCAAGCAGUGCGAGGAGCUGCGGAAUGCCCACAGUGAAGAAAUCAUGGGCAUUCGCAGGGAGGAGGAGAUGGAGAUGUCGGAGGAUGACUCAGACGAAAACCCCAGCAAGAAAAUGCGGCUGGAUGACUCAGCCCUGGGCACACAGGUCUGUGCCCUGCGGGAGGAGAACGACAGCCUGCGCUGGCAACUGGACGCCUACAGAAAUGAGGUAGAGCUGCUAAAACAGGAGCAAGGCAAGAUGCAACGUGCUGAGGAUGGUUCCAUCAAGGAGCAGCAGCUGCCGUUCCUGCAGCAGAGCAUGCUGGGAAUGCAGCAGCUCCGUAGUCUCCAGGAGGAGCUGAGGAGUAAGGAGAGGGAUCUGGAGUGGGCCAGGGAGGAGCAGCGCUGCGUGGAAGAGGAGCUCCGGGCCCUGAGGGAAAAGCUGCAGAAGAAUGUGGAUGCCGUGGAGGCGAACCACAUGGAGAUGUCAGAGAAGCGCCUGAACGGAUACACAGGGAGCCUCCAUACUGGCCAAGACAGGAGCGGCGAGCCGACCGCACGGGGCCCUGCUGUUUCUGAGAAGGAGGCGCUGUUGCUCGGGAUCAUCUCCACCUUCCUCCACGUCCACCCUUUCGGAGCCAAUAUCGAGUAUCUGUGGUCGUACGUCCAGAGGCUAGACGCUAAGAGCUGUAUAGAUGCAUCUCCUGAAUCUGAGCCCCGACGGCGCCCCCUUCAGGUUUCGGCAGGGGAGCUGGAGGGCCUCAUGACACGGCUGCCGCGGAUGUUCAAGCAGGAGUUCAGCGGCGUCGGCGCCACACUGGAGAAGCGCUGGAAGUUCUGCGGCUUCGACGGCAUCCACUCCGUGUGAUGUGGCUGGUGGUUUCCAUGGAAACCAGGGCAGGGAAGCGGGGGGGGGGGGGGGGGGUUGGUUGUGGGAAACGGCCUUUAGCCACAAUCCUCCAGAGAGGAAGCUCAACCACAUGAGAAAAUGGUCUGGCUGCCAUCAUUUUUUUCUGAAAACGCUUAUCAUGGCAAGGAAGGGAAGUGCACAGUAACCAUUGUGUGUGUUUUUUACUUGAAGUGGAUGAACCCAGACCUCUUGACUGACUGUAUAACAUUAAUUGUCCACUCUGGCUGUCUGAGAGUUCAUCCUUAAGUAUGGACUUAGGCAACAUUUAAUACAGACAAGAUUUAUACUGAUAAAGGGCAUGUUUAUGCCCCUUGCACCAUAAAAUAUAACAAAUAUAUCUUUAAGAGAGAUGUUUACUGAAUGAGAGUUAUUUUUCCACAAGAUCAGUUUGUCAACAACACAUAAAUACUGGAUUUAUCAGCUAAAAAUACAUGUUUAUACUGAAUGUAUGAAUGAAAACUUUUGUUGUCGUCUGUGUCCUGUGGUAAAAUCUGUAUUCUGAGCACAUCAUUGUUAAGUGUGGUUAUCUACUUGUGUAAAUUAUUUUUUAUCAAAUAAAGACUUUUAUCUACUGUAAAAUGU